AUGCUACGAGGCUCAGGAGCUCCGCUACCCAACGGCGCCCAUUCGACGCCUGGGCGGCCGCAGAUGGACGCGAGUCGUGCAUCUACGGCCCAUGCAGAAUUUCUGUUGCAGCAGGUGCGGCUGAACGUGGACCAUCUCGCUGCUACGGAGGCACUAGACCCGCUGCUGUGUCGCCAGCUGCAGGCGCUCCUCGCCACAGCGCAGGUGCGGGCGCCGCCCCCCCCACCCGCCGCGCCAGCACCCAACGCAGUUGUCAAGAAAGAUGCGGCGAAGGAGGUCAAAGGGAAGAACAAGUGGACGCGCGAGGUGCUCAAGGACACGUCCGUGUUGCCCACCAUUGUGGAAACAGCACUGACGGCCGCAGCGGGACCCAUGCUCACAGAUCAGCAGCGCUCUGCCAUUGUUGAGAUUGUCAGUCUAUCACAGGCCAAAAUCGCCGACGCCGUUACGGACCCCGAGCGCCAGGCUGCCGCACAGCGGUGGGUCGCCACCUCGUCCAAGUCUGCGCAGCAGGGACUUCGAAGCAGUUUUACGACAGCUGGUGAGAAUUGGGACAAGUGGGCGAAGAGGCAGGAGCAGGAAGCAGCGGCCCAGCGCACACAGCGCCAGGCCCAGAAGGAGCUUGAGGCAGAGCUGCGCCGCGAGCGCCAACAAUUCAGCACGCCGGGUAGCGUAUCCGAAGUGCCAUCGAGAUCCCUGGCCACGGAGACUCAAGGUCUCUCUCAGCUGUCGCUCCUGAGCGACAAUCCUGCGGCUGCGAGCGUCGCUUGCAUGCCGUCGCAGCACAUCCAGGACUGUGCACCGGCGGGCCCCUCGACCGAGAUGGGCGCUGUGACUACGACAUUCUCGCCAUGGCCCGGACUAGUCCUCACAAUGUCGACGGUCGCCUCAAAUGUGAUGCUCAACGACGCACCAGAAGAUCCGUCGGAGGGUGGGCGUGGUGUGCCGCCACCUCCGGCGCCCUCGGUGCGCCCCUCGAUCAACAGCGACGUGGCGCCCCCGCCGCCGCGGCGUUCCAUGCCGACUGCACCUGACAUGACGCCCAUGCCGCCACCGCCGCACGGUGUGCAGGCUGUGCCUUCUCCGCGACUGUCGCAGGGUGCGCAGGCAGCUCCCCUGCCGCCGCUCCCGCCUAGCGCUUCGGGGACGGUCCCUACCGCACUACGCCCCGCCAAUCCGCCACCUUAUAGAUAG
Malassezia sympodialis ATCC 42132 is the source of this 1194-nucleotide messenger RNA. RefSeq lists its product as uncharacterized. Lineage: Eukaryota; Fungi; Basidiomycota; Malasseziomycetes; Malasseziales; Malasseziaceae. The record is from RefSeq and is a predicted model, not a curated record.